UUGAGUUCCUAUGCUGGUCGAAUAGCAAAACCAGCUAAUCGCUAUAUCAGAUGGAAUUUGCUAUUCACUUUCUUGAUUUUUCUCUUCAUUUCGUCAUCCAUAUGGGUCCCGGCCAUCCCUGGUCUGAAUGACUUCGCUUUGGAAAUUGUCACCAUCAUUUGUAUAGUUCUUCAUCUUCUUUGGAUGGUUGCUGUCUUCAAUGCACUGCGAUAUACAUACCGUCUCAGACGUUACGCUUCUCAUAAAAUUGAUCUCAGCAAGGUUGAUAAUCCCGAAAAAAUACAGGUAAAGCAUUUGGUAGGUAUAUGCAUAUACAAGGAACCUUUGCAACUGAUAAUGGAUACUGUAGAUAGUAUUGCCUCGCAACCUGAUGCUAAACAGAAAAUUACAUGCUUAGUUGGAAUGGAAGAAGGUACACCUGAUAAAGAAAAGAAGAAGAAGAUUCUUCACGAUAAGUACGAGUCGCAAUUUGACCGUUUCAUAGUCACUUUUCAUCCAAAAAAUUUGCCAGGAGAUAUACCAGGUAAAUGCUCAAACUUCAAUUACGCAAGCCGUCAAGCAGUAAAACAAUUGAGACUUGAUAAGAACUACCCACUCGAUAAAUUUGGGAACAAAGUCGAGCUUCUUGUGACAACAGGAGAUUGCGAUUCCAUAUUUGGUGAGAGAUAUUUUGAUGCCAUGGAGGAGGACUACUGGAAACUUACGGCUGAGCAACGCCGCUCUACUAUAUGGCAAUCACCUCUUUUCUACUGUAUCAAUCUUGACAAAUCUCCUUUCUUUGUAAGAGUCACUGGUUUGCUAAGAGCUUUCUUUAUGAUGGGAUUCUUGAUACCUUGGAAUAUCAACACAAUGAGCAUUUUC
Cylicostephanus goldi is the source of this 861-nucleotide messenger RNA. The record is from the annotation of a GenBank genome assembly. Lineage: Eukaryota; Metazoa; Nematoda; Chromadorea; Rhabditida; Strongylidae.